This is a messenger RNA of Phalaenopsis equestris, 1167 nucleotides long. RefSeq names its product L-xylulose reductase-like. The transcript has 5 exons. The record is from RefSeq and is a predicted model, not a curated record. Lineage: Eukaryota; Viridiplantae; Streptophyta; Magnoliopsida; Asparagales; Orchidaceae. Bases 78 to 878 code for a protein of 266 amino acids.
CAACAACGAAGACCAGGACUUCAUUUCUUAACAGACGACUAAAAUUUCCACAACUCUGAGCUUUAGACUCAGCAGCGAUGGCGAAUUCCCCCAAGAGGAUUCUACUCACGGCGAAUGGCGACGAGAUUUCCGCGGGGAUCGUUCGCAAUCUGGCAAAGUGUGGUUGCAGGUUAGUUAUUAUGGGUGAUGAGAAUAAUCUCCGGUCUCUGGUGAGGGAGAUUACGAGUUCCUUGAAGGAAUCAGAUCAGAUUGAGCUAAUUGGACUGAACAUGGAAGAAGAGAGUGAGGCGGUUUUCGAUAGUGCUGUGGAUAAGGCAUGGAAGCUCCUGGAUUCAGUGGAUGCUUUUGUCAAUUGUUAUUUAUAUGAAGGUAAAAUUCAAGAUCCUUUGGAUGUAAGUGAAAGCGAAUAUAAGAAGAUAGUGCAGGUUAAUGUGAUGGCGCCAUGGUUUCUACUGCAGGCUGUUGCUAAAAGAAUGAGGGAUGCUGGAUCAGGGGGAUCUAUUGUAUAUUUGUCUACCGUUUUGGGUGCUGAAAGAGGGAUGUAUCGCGGAGCUGCGGCUUUUGGUUCCUGUAUGGGUGCUAUAAAGCAGUUGGUCCGUGUAGCUGCAUUAGAGCUUGGUAAGCACAGCAUACGGGUCAACGGCAUUGCUCGCGGCCUCCACCUGGACGACGGCUACCCGGUGUCUGUGGGGAGGGAGAGAGCGGAGAAGAUGACGGCCGAUGUCAUGCCUCUUGGUAGAUGGCUGGAUCCGCAGAAGGAUCUGGCCUCCACUGUGCUUUAUCUUAUCAGUGAUGAUUCGCGCUAUAUGACAGGCACCACUAUCUUCGUCGACGGAGCUCAAUCCAUGGUGCGGGCUCGGAUGAGAUCUUUCAUCUGAAGAACGCAUCGCUCAAUCCGGAAGCAGCUUCGUAAUGUUCUUCUCUUACUGCUACUCAAUAAGGAUUGGAGAAAAAUAUAUCCGUUUAAUUUGAAAAUCUAACCGUUGUGGUUGUGGACUGUUGUGAUCGAUAGAAGGUAAAGGGGUUGAAUGUCUUUACACUCUGCUUAAUAAUGUAAUAAUUUUGUGCUGUUUUAUGCUCGAAUGGUGAGGGAAUGCAAAUCUCGUGUUCUGUUAUCUCAUCUUCUUCUGCUCUUGUUGGUGAAAUUUGCAUUGGGAGCGCAAAAUU